Scophthalmus maximus (turbot) is the source of this 4908-nucleotide messenger RNA. Its product is annotated as SLIT and NTRK-like protein 3. Bases 536 to 3436 code for a protein of 966 amino acids. Gene Ontology annotation, molecular function: protein binding. The transcript is spliced from 8 exons. The record is from RefSeq and is a predicted model, not a curated record. Gene Ontology annotation, cellular component: GABA-ergic synapse; postsynaptic density membrane. NCBI's taxonomy places the organism in Eukaryota, Metazoa, Chordata, Actinopteri, Pleuronectiformes, Scophthalmidae. Gene Ontology annotation, biological process: positive regulation of synapse assembly; axonogenesis; regulation of presynapse assembly.
UCGAGAGGCUGCAGGGAAGUGGUGGAAACCGGCGGUGACAAGUAGAUAUAGACACCUGGAUGUAACCAGCAGCUGCCCGCCGUCUGCUCGCGACGCUAAUGGCUAACAGACUGCUAACCGGAGAGUGUCCACAGCCCGACGCUUGUCAUAACCGGACCGGACCCAAGUUGAAGCUCAGUUCGGCCACCUCGGGCCUCCAGAAAAAUAAAAACGGCCUGCAUGAAAACACAAUGUGGAGAGCAGUCAGCUUAAUCACUGUCGGUAAUAUGGAUUUGUGCCCUUCAGUCUCCACAGUCAGCUUCCUGUCGAGUCGGUGGAGACAGCAGUGGCAGCAACGACAGUCUUUACCAUAAGAUAUCAAGGGGGCAAGGUUCCCAUAGCAACUGAUCUGAAUCCUAAUUAAAACAGGAGAUUUGAUUAAUUAGUUCAAUGAUGUGUGCGUGUGUGCGCGUGCAUGUUGCAUGGCGGCUCUAUGUGGCAUGUGUGUGGGAGUCAUGUUCAGUGCAGUGAAGGGGCCAAUGUCGGGCUUUAGCCCAUGGCUGCUGAGCUGAGAAGGAGAAGCCGGAGGAUGCAGUGGGUCACUCUUGCAGUGGCCCUGGGGUGUGUGUGUCUGUCCUGGGCGUCGCACACCCCCACCCCCACCUCCACACACACCCCUCUGGUAGACAACUCUGAGGAGGAGGUGGACGAGCCGUGCUUCGAGCCGUGCACGUGCGAGGUCAAAGAGGGCGUGCUCCACGUGCACUGUGAUGGGCGGGGCUUCACAAAUGUCACCCAGGUGUCACAGUCGUGGGUCCGCCCUUUCAAACUCAACCUCCAAAGGAACUCUCUGAGGCGUCUCUAUAGCAACGGGUUUCAGCACCUUGGCAACGCAGUGUCGAUAAACCUCGGCAACAAUGCACUCCAGGACAUCCGAGUGGGGGCUUUCCAGGGGCUGGCCAAACUAAGACGCCUGUACCUCCACGAGAACAAGCUGGAGGUCUUCAGAAAUGACACCUUCGCUGGAUUAGAGGCUCUGGAAUACCUCCAGGCCGACUACAAUGUGAUCAAACGAAUCGACAGUGGCGCUCUGAGGUUCCUCUACAAACUCCGAGUUCUCAUCCUCAAUGACAACCUGAUCCCUGUCUUGCCUGCUCAUCUGUUCAGAUCUGUGUCUCUGACUCAUCUGGACCUGCGGGGGAACCGUCUGAAGAGCCUGGCAUACGCUGGGACCCUGGAGUACGUUGGUCGCUCCCUGAUGGAGCUACAGCUGGAGGAAAAUCCAUGGAACUGUGGCUGUGAGGCCGUGCAGCUACAGCAGUGGCUGGGUCAGAUCCCGUACACGGCUGUCGUCGGGGACGUUACUUGCGAAUACCCCUUCCACCUUCACGGCAAGGACCUUAGGGAAAUUCCCAGGAAGGAGCUGUGUGCCGACCUGCCGGAUAAAGAGCUACAAACGGAGGGGGCUGGUUCCUCGGCAGGAUCCCAGCCUCAAAAUUUGCCUCCUCACUCUAAGCCCAACUCCCACCCUGGGCGAGUCCGGCCGACUAAACCCUCCUCUAUGGUGCACGGCUCCCGCCAAAACACUCACACCUCCUCCACGUCGUCGUCCUCUUCCUCAGCAGAGCGUAAAGACAGAGAGAGGCACCUGAGGCCGACUAAAAAGCCUCGGCCUUCUAGAAUAUCCCCCACUCCUCGCAGUCUGAUGCCAAACCAGAAUCCCCCCGUGGCCGGCUACCAAACACGACCCCCCAUCCCCAUCAUCUGUCCCCUGGGCUGCACUUGCAACCUGCACAUCACAGACCUGGGCCUGACUGUCAACUGCAAGGAGAGCGGCUUCCUCAACGUGUCGCAGCUCACACCUCGGCCCCUCAACGGCCGCAAGCUCUACCUGAGUGGAAAUUUAAUUCAGAGGAUCUACCGCACAGACUUCUGGAAUUUCUCCAGUCUCGACCUGCUUCACCUGGGGAACAACCGCAUCUCCUACCUCCAGGAGGGGGCCUUCUCCAGCCUGACGAGCCUGAGGAGCCUCUACCUGAAUAGCAACAACCUGGAGAGGCUCAGCCCCCACGUGUUCCUUGGGCUGCAGAAUCUGAGGUACCUUUAUUUUGAGUACAAUGAGAUCCGUGAGGUAGAUCCUGGGACAUUCGACUCCAUGCCGUCCCUCCAGCUGCUGUUCCUCAAUGCCAACUUGCUGCGGAGCCUCCCUCUUGGUGUUUUUUCAGGCGUUAAUCUGGCUCGCCUCAAUCUGAGAAACAAUCACUUUCUGCAGCUUCCCACGGAGGGCGUGCUGGAGCACCUAACCGGACUGGUACAGGUGGACCUGCAGCAGAACCCGUGGGAGUGCAACUGUGAAGCAGCGCCACUGAAGCGUUGGCUGGAGGGGCUCAGCGCGGUGGUGGUGGUGGGAGAGGUGGUCUGCCACUCGCCGGAGAAGACCAAAGGUAUAGAUCUGCGCUCCCUCUCCAUGGAGCUGCUCUGCCCUGAGCUGGAGCCCCAGGAGGACCAGGAGCAGGAGGAGCACACGGCCACUUCCACAGCCGCAGGCAGGGGUGUGUCGGUUGGCUACCCCGGCCCAGGGCUGGGCCCCCUGAUCCCUCCGGGGAAGGAUUCAAUCCCUCUGUCGGUGUUGGUGCUCAGCCUGCUGGUGUUGUUUGUCUCUGCGUUCUUUGCGGCGGCGGCACUAAUCGCCUACGCCCUGAGGAGGAGGGACAAGCUGCCAUUCCGUCGCCAGGGAGAGGUGGAUUUGGCCGGCAUCCAGAUGGAGUGCGGAAUCUUCACCGAGCAGACGCACCACCACCACCAUCACCACCACCACGGCCUCCCAGAGACGCCGCCUCUCCCUCCGCCAGAGCACAAUCACGUCUACGACACCAUCCUGCCCCCGGAGGUCGCGUCAAAGGGUCCCGACCCCGCUGCGGCUUCGCGCAUGUGUAGCAACCCAAUCUACAAAGAGGAACAGGAUGCCACGGUGAAACAGCGUCCACGGCAGCGACAGACAUUCGUAGCCCCCAAAGAGAGUGAGGGAGGAUACUGCCCUGCAGCAGAGAAGGAGAGGAAUUGGACUCUGGAGGUGUCCUCAUCACCCAUCAACACUGUCACAGGGGCGAUGGGAUCGCUCCCCGGCCUCCACGGGAACGGCAUCCUCUGCCCCACGGUGAUAGACAGCCAGGGCCCCACCCCUAAAGUCGAACUGGUGGACUGCCUCUUCAGGCUGCCCACCCCGGAGUUCCGAGACCUGCCUGACAGGUAUGCGAGGCCACCGCCCCGCUACCCUCACCCCCAAGACUCCAAACAGGACACCAGACCCGACCAAACGCUCGUGGUCACCACCGUCGGCUCCACAGCCGGCGGCAGUAACGGCAGCCAGAGCGAGCAGGGUGCGGGAGAGCAGAGAGCCAGACUGAGGACCACACCAGACUACAUGGAGGUGCUGGACCGCUCGUACCAGUUCUAACUGUCCUCCCACUCCUCCUGCUACCCCUCUACCCUUGUCUCCUCCUCAUCUCCCUCUUGGAUGAUGAAUCAUCUGGUAACAAUGACUCCUGUACAGAGGCUGGCGUGACUUUGAGAGGAGCCUGUGGGGGAGCAGGACCACACCACAUACUAUGUUUAUUCCUGGAUAACGAGCUGAGGUCAGUUUUUCUAUUUUCCCCAACGCCGGCAUAUGGGUUUGGCAAGGAUUUGCUGAUCCCAAAUCUCUGCCUGGAGGCAAAUCCUCAGCUGCAGCUCCUACAGUAUUAUUUUUUUCCCUCCAUUACACCUCACAAUUGUGAAGGACCAAGGCUCUGUUUUUCUACACAGUGCUACGAUGAGCGGGAGACGGUGUGGCGGCAGUGGUGGUGGGCGUUUAAGUUCAUGUUAUCCCUCUCAAAAGACCCCGGUGGAGGUGAAAAGACACCAGGUCUGUGCAACAUCCAACACCGAGUCACAAACUGUGACAGUCAGUCGGAAAGUGUGGAGCGAGCUGGGUGGACACAUGCGGACGGAGAAAAACGACAGACAUUACUGAAAUCAGCCAAGUGCCUUAGCAAUGAACAGCCAGCAAUGUGGUCAAUGCUUAUUUUUCUAUGAAUACAGAUCUAUUUAUCUAAACAAAGAGGUUUGACUACCAACGGAUGGGACGCUGAUGGACGACUGAGACUAAAAACCAAUCAAAGCCGCAGAAUAUUUGCAUUCCCUGGAUGAGCCAAAAAUAAUAAUAUACCCAGUCAAUAUUGGAGUUGUUUGUAUGCAGUUCAGUUCAUUGUCAUCUCAUCCAGUUAACUUAAUUUGCUUAUCCAGUUGAAUUUUUCACAGAGCUAGACGAGGGACUUAUCCGUGAAUGGUUGGUUGCUGUGCGAAAUUAUAUACAUAUAUAUUUAAAUAUAUAUUAAAAGAAGCUUCUGGUUUUAUGGAGGAAAAGGGAAAAUAUCCUUAUUUUUGGAAUGCAAGACGAAACAAAGGAUGGCUGACACACAGAGAGACAUUGUGGCUACGGAUGCAUUUUUUGAUUUCCUGAUCAGCUAGACUUAACGGGGCCACGAGGACCUCUACUCCAUGUUUUCUUUCAUCGGGAUAAAGGCGUCGAGGUUAUUGUAUUGAUUUUUGAAUAUUUCUCAGAAGAAAAUUGAACGGCAAAAAAGGGACAAAAAACAGGAAAAGGGGGCGUUCCUUUUUUUUUUUAUUUGUCAAAAAAACAAAACAAAACACAAAAAAAGACGGACACUUCUAUCCACUUAUUGAUUAUCUUUUACGGAGGUACCUUUUUAUGCUUUCAUCUCCUACCAAUAGUAGAGGCAGUUGUGAAUAUAUUUAUUCUUAGUUUUUGCGUGUUGAAGCUCUCCUGUGAGGGAUCAUGUUAUAUUAAUGUAUAGGAUGAUUCUGCAUCUGGUUUAGCCUUCUUACCGCCGACCCACGAAAUACAAUAAAGGGUGCUACGUAAAAAAA